AUGAGGCCACCGGCACGAGGAGGCCGCGGGGGCAGGGGCUUCGGCGGCAGGAGCGAUGGCGGCGGCCGCGGGGGCAGGGGCGGCAGGGGAGGCAGGACGCCCAGGGGCCGUGGUGGUCGUGGCGGCGGUGGAAGGGGAGGGGCCGGCAUGAAGGGCGGCAGCAAGGUGGUCGUGGUGCCGCACAAGCACGACGGCGUCUUCAUCGCCAAGGCCAAGGAGGACGCGCUCUGCACCAAGAACAUGGUCGCCGGGGAGUCCGUCUACGGCGAGAAGCGCGUCUCCGUCCAGAACGAGGACGGCACCAAGGUUGAGUACAGGGUGUGGAACCCCUUCAGGUCAAAGCUGGCCGCCGCUGUUCUUGGUGGCGUCGACAACAUCUGGAUUGCUCCUGGUGCUCGUGUGCUGUAUCUUGGUGCUGCCUCUGGAACGACAGUGUCUCAUGUGUCUGAUAUUGUUGGACCGACUGGGUUGGUGUAUGCUGUGGAGUUCUCGCACCGCAGUGGCAGGGAUCUUGUCAACAUGGCCAAGAAGAGGACCAAUGUGAUUCCCAUCAUCGAGGAUGCUAGGCACCCUGCCAAGUACCGGAUGUUGGUCGGCAUGGUUGAUGUUAUCUUCUCUGAUGUUGCACAGCCUGACCAGGCUAGGAUCUUGGCCCUUAAUGCUUCAUACUUCUUGAAGAAUGGUGGUCACUUUGUCAUUUCAAUCAAGGCCAACUGUAUCGACUCCACCCAGGCCCCUGAGGCCGUGUUUGCCGCCGAAGUUGAGAAGCUGAAGCUUGAGCAGUUCAAGCCUUCGGAGCAGGUGACCCUGGAGCCCUUCGAGCGUGACCAUGCCUGCGUUGUCGGUGGCUACAGGAUGCCUAAGAAGCCCAAGUGUUAUCCAUGA
Molecule: messenger RNA, 885 nt
Organism: Triticum turgidum subsp. durum (durum wheat)
Lineage: Eukaryota; Viridiplantae; Streptophyta; Magnoliopsida; Poales; Poaceae
Source: the annotation of a GenBank genome assembly